AAUAACUUUAAAUAAAUGUUACUCAUUGAUUUCAUAUUAAUUCAUUUUGAAAAUCUUCAUACUUAAUUAAAAAUAAAUUAUCAAGUUUGGCGCUAUUAUUGAAUCUAAGUUUCGGAACGGUUCUAGUUAUGCCGGCAAUGUCACUGUCAGCCCUUCUUGAGAUAAAUAGUGAAUUUUAACCAUCAAUUCUAUACAUUUUUACCGUAUUUGAUUAACAUAAAGUAUAAAUGAAGCUUCUAAAACCCAGUUGGGUUAAUCAUGAUGAUAAGCCAAUAUUUUCUGUGGACAUCCAUCCUACGGGGAAGAGGUUUGCCACUGGCGGACAGGGCGGAGACUCUGGGCGAGUGGUUGUGUGGAACUUGAACUCUGUCCUGUAUGAAAAUGUGGAGGUGGACCCCAAUGUACCGAAAAUGUUGUGCCAGAUGGACAAUCAUUUGGCCUGUGUCAACUGUGUUCGAUGGAGCAAUGCAGGCCGAUACCUGGCUUCCGGUGGAGACGACAGGCUGGUCAUGGUGUGGGGACUCAGUGUGGUUGCCAAUGGCACUCCAGGGAAGCUGAAAGCUGAGACGUGGAGGUGUAUAGCUACUUUGAGAGGUCAUGCAGGCGAUGUUCUUGACCUGGCCUGGUCUCCGCUGGACAAGUGGCUGGCCAGCUGCAGUGUGGACAACACCAUCAUUAUCUGGAACGCGGAGAAAUUCCCCGAGAUGGUCUGUGUGCUUAACGGGCAUACUGGAUUGGUGAAGGGCGUUGCUUGGGAUCCUGUUGGAAAAUAUUUAGCAUCGCAGUCGGACGACAAAUCACUGCGGGUGUGGAAGACUGCUGACUGGGCGCAAGAAACUGUCAUUACGGAGCCUUUUGAAGAGUGUGGUGGCACAACUCACGUGCUCCGCCUCUCCUGGUCCCCCGACGGCCAAUACGUGUUGUCCGCGCACGCUAUAAACGGUGGUGGUCCCACCGCACAAGUGGUAGAAAGGGACGGCUGGCGGUGCGACAAGGACUUCGUCGGACAUAGAAAGGCUGUCACUUGCGCUCGCUUCAACAACAACAUAUUCGUGAAGGAAGGCAAGAAAUGUUGCUGCGCUGCCGUUGGAGCCAGAGACAGAGCGUUAUCUAUCUGGUUGACGUCUCUGAAGCGACCUCUGGUUGUAGUACAUGAUCUCUUCAGCGACAGUGUGUUGGAUCUGUCAUGGAGCUCUGAUGGUUUGAAUCUCCUCGCAUGCAGUUCAGAUGGUACAGUCGCUUGCAUACAGUUCACCAACAAGGAGAUUGGCACACCUCUCACAUUGGAUGAAAAGAACGCCUUCUACGAAAAAAUCUACGGCAAGUGUCCGGCCAACGACUCCGCACUCUCUAACUUGCUGGUGGAGUGUCCGGAGAUCCUGCUCGCUAGAGAGCAGCCUGACAUUCGUCGAGACAGCCGAGAUGCCUCACUCAUCAGUGAAAAGUCUCAGGUAAUCUAUUUGUUCUACGGCAAGUGUCCGGCCAACGACUCCUUUCUCUCCAGCUUGCUGUUGGAGUGUCCGGAGAUCCUGCUCGCUAGAGAGCAGCCUGACAUUCGUCGAGACAGUCGAGAUGCCUCACUCAUCAGUGAAAAGUGUCAGCAAUCUAAGCCAGCACUCACAGCAUCGCCCGUGUCUCUGCGGCCAGUGGACCGACAGAUAGAAACACGCACUUCAGAUGGCAAGCGACGAAUCACACCCGUUUUCAUUCCGCUCACUAUGGUGGCCAGUGAAUCUCUGGGCUCAAUGCCAAGCGGCACAGAGAACUGUUUCAGUACUUCAUCUCAGAGCAAAUCUCGGAUUCGAGUGGAGAGGCGAGAUGACAUAGUGAUUCAUCCCAAUGUGAGCAAUCAUGGGAAUUCCAGUCAACAUAAUAAGAGUGCAGAUAACGGCCUCGACCAACGACUACGCAAGCGCUCAGCACCUUCCCUACCCGGUCCUAAAACUGAAGAAGUCCAAGUGAAGAGGAGUGGCAACGGCGCGUCCCCCCCCGCCUUCCAGGCGCUGCCCGCCCCCGCGCUCGGCAGCGCCGGGCCCGCGCUGCCCGCCCCCGCGCUCGGCAGCGCCGGGCCCGUCGUGCGCGCCGCCGGGGCCCUGCGCCUGCAGGUGAUCAACAAAGCGUGUAACACACAUUACGGCACGCUGUCUCGGUUACAACUGCUGCCGAACAAUUCCGCCUCCAGCGAUCCUGUCUGGGAAACAUAUUUAGGUUCUCCGGUGACGUGCAUAGCGUGUGACGCACGCUUCGCCGUGGUGUCGUGCGCGGACGGCUCGCUGCACGCGUGGCGCCUCGCGCGCACCGCGGCGCACAGGGCCCUGCCGCCUCUAGCACUAAUGUCGCCGGCAGCCAAACUGACGCUCUCAGGCGACACGCUCGCCGCCGUGACCACAUCGGCCGAGCUCGGGAUCUGGGACCUCGCCAACGCGACGUGCAUAGUCAGGCCGCUAAGUUUCAGAAGCCUAAUGCAGCCCGGCGUGUCGGUAACAAACUGCUCCUUACUGGAGGACGGGAACCCGAUGAUCUCACUUAGCAACGGGAAAAGUUAUAUUUAUUGCAAGAAAUUGUAUGCCUGGGUGGUGUGGAGUGACGCGCGGGACCCGGUGUGGCGCGCGUGCGGCGGCCACACCUCCACGCGGGCGCCGCGCUCCUCACACAACCUGUACCCUGCACAGCCCCGAGCCACGCAGGCCAACACCGGGGUGGUGUGGAGUGACGCGCGGGACCCGGUGUGGCGCGCGUGCGGCGGCCACACCUCCACGCGGGCGCCGCGCUCCUCACACAACCUGUACCCUGCACAGCCCCGAGCCACGCAGGCCAACACCGGGUACGUUAUACAGUUACUGACGGCACACUGUACACAGGGUGGUGUGGAGGUGGUGUGGAGUGACGCGCGGGACCCGGUGUGGCGCGCGUGCGGCGGCCACACCUCCACGCGGGCGCCGCGCUCCUCACACAACCUGUACCCUGCACAGCCCCGAGCCACGCAGGCCAACACCGGGGUGGUGUGGAGUGACGCGCGGGACCCGGUGUGGCGCGCGUGCGGCGGCCACACCUCCACGCGGGCGCCGCGCUCCUCACACAACCUGUACCCUGCACAGCCCCGAGCCACGCAGGCCAACACCGGGGUGGUGUGGAGUGACGCGCGGGACCCGGUGUGGCGCGCGUGCGGCGGCCACACCUCCACGCGGGCGCCGCGCUCCUCACACAACCUGUACCCUGCACAGCCCCGAGCCACGCAGGCCAACACCGGGUACGUUAUACAGUUACUGACGGCACACUGGUGGUGUGGAGUGACGCGCGGGACCCGGUUGUGGCGCGCGUGCGGCGGCCACACCUCCACGCGGGCGCCGCGCUCCUCACACAACCUGUACCCUGCACAGCCCCGAGCCACGCAGGCCAACACCGGGGUGGUGUGGAGUGACGCGCGGGACCCGGUGUGGCGCGCGUGCGGCGGCCACACCUCCACGCGGGCGCCGCGCUCCUCACACAACCUGUACCCUGCACAGCCCCGAGCCACGCAGGCCAACACCGGCAGCUACAGUUCGGACGCGGCUCGGAGUUGGCUUGAAGCUCAAGUGGCUUCGUGCUUCCAUCUUAGAUUAGCGAAGGACUACCGACAUUGGAUCACGGCGUUAUUCGGUCAUCUUGUCAAUCACGGUAAUGAAGAUCAGCUGAGAUCGAUAUUAGAUGACAUGCUGGGCCCCAGCCAUUGUACCAGUACACCUAAGAAGUGGCAGGCCACAGUUCUGGGUAUAAAGAAGCACGACAUCCUCGACGAGAUGUUAUCGCUGCUGGUCCGGCAGCUGCGCUGGCAGCGCCUCUACAGCGAGUACGUGGAGCAGCUGCGCGACGCCCGCGACACGCGCCAGCGACCCCUGCUCAACGGACACUGACGCCGGCGCCGCGCGCCAGCGACACGCGUCCCCAGGUACCGGCAGGGCCCCCCCUAGAGCUCAAAUGUGACAUACAACGUCUACCCCCCCAUUCUAGGCCGAUAUCAACACCCCCCCCCCCCCCCUAGUUCCUAGCUACGCCCUUGUAUACUUUCAAUACCGUCAAUCGGAGUGAAUAAAGAUGGAUUAGGAAUAAAAACAGAGAAUUAAAUUUGCUUAAUAAUUUCUUACAAACUACCCACACAUCAUGCGAUUGAAAAUAAUAGUAUAUGAUGAUACAAUUUGUAUAGUUAGUUUUUAAGAAUUUUUUAAAAUCGCUACGAUGGCGCGAAAACGACUAUAGUUCGUUUUUAUGGCAUUAGAAAUAAGGUAAACUAUCUUCACAUGUCUUUAUUGUAAAACGCUUUUUGAAAAUCAGUAACUAUUACUUAUGAACGGGGGCAGGAAUUCUCGGGGCAUUUUUGAAUUGCCCUAGGGACUCCUCAUUUACCGACAUAUAUCGAUACAGAUUCAGAUUUUUAUUUACAGAAAAAGAGCUAGUUAUACACGCAUAUAUCUGUAUACACUCACUCACAUAAUACUUAAAAAGUACACGGCACACACACAAAUUGCACAGUAGUUUUUCUUUAUUUCUUGUUCCAACUUAGGUGUUUAAAAAGCGUUGCCCAUUUUUGUGUAAGGUACUGGCAGAAUACCAGCGAUGUGGCUUGCUGCAUCAUUAUGCUGAGUCAGCGCCUUUUCUGUGCCACGACACAUGGCGUAUUAAUUAACUAAAUUUUUUUUUAUUAAAUUAAGUUUGCAUGUUUUUAUUUUACACUUUUCUUUUUUGUUUGUUUUGAUGCUAAUGCCAUGUAUGUUGUGGGUAUGAAUAAAGAAUCUAUCUAUCUAUCUAUCUAGUUAGUUACAGGUCUUAAAAUACGGUUAAUAAUUGUUCCACCUUUAUCGCUAUCUCGACAGCAUGCAAAUUUUUAAAUUAUUAAAAAAAGAAUACAACAUUCAUCUAUUUACAAACACAUUAAUUAUAUACAUUUAUACACAAUUUAUUGCUAUUUGUGAGUUGUGAGCCAUGUCAAGUGAAAAUUAUGCCAAAUAAUAAGAAAACAAAUAAUUAAUCAUCAUUACAUUUUUCAAGCCAAUGUAUUAUGCUGUAGAAACAAUGAUGUUGGAGCCAAAUUCUAAGGGUACCAUUGAAUUCUUUGCCUUCAAGAUUAAUAAUUUCUGUUGAUAGAUUGUUGUAAACGAGAAUACACAUGUAACGCAUUCCGUUUGAAAAUUCCAGUCCUAUAGCUACUAAGUAGAAACAACAUAUUUAAAAAGAUUUAAAUUAGACGUAAGCAACAGGCGGUCUUAUCGCUAAAGAGCGAUUUCUUCCAAAAAACUAUUGAGUAGUUGAAAUUGUGAUAUAGAGACACGCAAUAAAAUCAGAAAACUGAAUAGCUAAUAAUUUAUAAUUCUAUUAGCUCAGUUUAGUGAUGUUUUUUAUUCAAUUCCGUGUUCAAAGUCUAUUUCCGUGCCAAUAAGUGUUUCAUUAGUUUCUCUAAUAAAGAAACAGAGAAUCAUAUUUUUUCCAUAUAAAUUACUUCUUUUACAGUGAAACAGCCAUUAACUAUUAACUUUUUAAUAUAUUUUAUUCUUUAAUUGUAUCGGUUUGACGACCGGUCUGGCCUCGUGGGUAGUGACCCUGCCUAUGAAGCCGAUGGUCCCGGGUUCAAAUCCUGGUAAGGGCAUUUAUUCGUGUGAUGAGCAUGGAUAUUUGUUCCUGAGUCAUGGGUGUUUUCUAUGUAUUUAAGUAUUUAUAAAAUAUUUAUAUAUUAUAUAUAUCGUUGUCUAAACACCCUCAACACAAGCCUUAUUGAGCUUACUGUGGGACUUAGUCAAUUUGUGUAAUAAUGUCCUAUAAUAUUUAUUUAUUAUUUAUUAUUAUUUAUAUAUAUGUCGGAAGUCGAUAGAUGAGAAGUCGCUAUGACAAAAAAUGCCACAAGAAUUCCGGCCUCUGCUUACGAAAACAAAAUAAUUUAAAUGAUCGUAUAUGAUAUAUAAUUGUGAGUUGUGUGUGUAUUUGCCGUGAUUUAUUUUUUUAAAGUUUUUUUCUAAAAAAAGACACGUCAAAAUCGCUUACCUCCUUUCUAAUGCUAAAAAAACGAAAUAUAUUGAUACACCAUUUUCUCGAAUGGAAUCUCGUGUGGAUCAAAGAAAUGCAAAUUAAUUGUUAGUCGCGAACUGGUCUCAUUUACGUUGAGACAUAGAAAUAAUUAAGCAUAGAGUGCUCACUCCAUAUAUUUUUUUACCAAAACGCUUGACACUAGAUGUCACGAGUGUCGCGACUGACGAAAAGUGUAUUGCUCAACAAUUUACAACUAAAAGUAAUAUUACAAGCAGAAGUUAAUAGUUAGGUUCGCUGGAAAUGAUUGAACAUUAGACUUUUCGUUAGUCGCGACAUCUAUUCAAGUUGCAGUACUGAUAAAUCGACUACUUGACGCUAGAUGUCGACUACGAAACUAAUAAGCGUUUUGCUAAGAAAACUGUCAAAACUGAUGUAUGGAGACAAAGGAAAAACUCGCGUUUCACUGAUGUUUAUGAACCCACAAUGUGUUCAAGAAGUGGUUCAAUUUUCUAUGUAAAAUAUACAAAAAUCAAGGACUCUGGAAGGAAGAAAUCUGUUCUUAGGCAUGUACUAGUACUUUAAAUUCAAACAUUCUCAGAUCUGUUUCUGGUAUAACUCGUCAUCCUUCAUUUUGUUCUCAACCAAACGAUUGGCUAUCAUUGGUUGUCGAAAAAGUUGGUUUUUAAAUUGAAGCUAUGUGGAAAUAGCGCCUGACAACCGACAAUAACUACCCUUUUGGUUGAAAAUGGCACAUUAUAGGUCAUAGAUUUAAAUUUUAUCAAAGUUCUUCUGGACCUAUUUAAUAAGACCCGGUUUUAAGCGUACCAACUUUCAAAAUGCAAUUGUACUUUAUAAGUGAAUAGGUUCAAAUUUUACGUCCAUGUCCGCUAGUACCAUAGACAAAACUACAAGUAAAUAAUAAACAUAAUAACAAUAAAAAAAUAAUUGUCCACCCAAACUUCAAUCCAUAGACCUAGACUUUUGUAUGUUAAUGUUUGAUGAUAUGAUAGCUAUAAUUCUUCUACUGCCGAAAAUAAUUAUUAUUUACAAUUAUGAACGAAGCGAACGGUUGUCACUGAUGCCUACCCAAGAUGACAAUCAUUGAUCGAAAUGCCAAUGGAAACUUUAAUAAUGUAUGGAUCGUCAAGUGACUUUUCAUCUGUCAUCUGUCUGUUUUUUCUUCUAUAUCGGCGUUUGUCGAUGUAUGAUUUUCAUCUUGGCCUUGACUUUGCCCUCAGGAGUAGGGCUCGGAACCGGUAUUGAAAUACCUGUUAAUAUCGUUUCAAAACCGUUACAUUAUUUUGUCAGUUAAAACCCGGUUAUUUGAUGGAACGCGAACAAAAAACUUUGUUCUAUCUCCUAACCGGUAAAAAGUGGGAACUGAAUAUUAUGGUUCACGGGGAAUAUAAUACCGGUUGAUUUCAUAUCUCGAAAACUCGUUGAAACUCGUUGUCAUACGCGAAAGAGAUAACAAUACUUACUCGUUCUAACUUGCAUAUAUGUACAUAUUAUCUUAGUUUGACUACCAUUUCGUAUGUAUCUCUCUCACUUGCUUAAAGGUUAGCUGGUAGAGAUCCCUUAAGGGGACAAGUUCGCCUUUGUACACAUUUACUGUAUUCUUUCUGUGUUAUGUACUUGUUUUGUAAGUGUUUACUACUACUACUACUACCGUUCUUUCGCUCCUCAAGAUCGAUAUGAGAACGUAUUUGGCAGUAACUGUUAUCUCAAAAAAACAGUUAUUUAACCGUUAACCAGAAACGAAACCCUGUUCGUUGCCGAGUGAAGGAACGAAACCGGUUUGAUAAAUAAACCGGUUUCCGAGCCCUGCCCUCCUUAUCAGACCUAGUAUGUGAUUGUCCUUACCAAUUUGGCACAAACCUGUAUAAUUUGGCUGUCAUGUUUUUGUGAUUUUCAGUGUGGUAUGUACUCAUUGGCUGUUUCUAGAAAUUCGUGUCGAUAUUAAUUAAGUGUAAAGUGUUCAUAUCAGUCUUAUGAAGUAGGUUUUGAAUGAGAAGAAUGCCUUGCGUGUGCUAUAGUAUUUAUAAUAGGUGUAAUGGAAUAAUCAGUAGAUUUUAAAUUAUAGUUCAUAAAUUAAAUACUGUAUCGGUUGAUAUUAUAUCACCUUUUUUCAUACAUAUACGACUUAAUCGUUUUGUCAAGACAGAUAAAUAAGAAGUAAACAUAGGGUGAUGACUGUAUACAUCAGUUUUGGUACCAAAACGCCCAUUAUUCUCGUAGUCGACAUCUAGCAUCGAGUAGCGGAAUUAUCAGUACUGCUACUUGACAAUAGAUGUCUGGGGUGUCUAGACUGACGAAAUUCACAACUAAUAUCAAAAGCAGAAAAAGCUGAAAAUAGAGUUCCGGUUAAUAUUAGCUGAAAAUUGUUGAGCAUUGUAGGUGACAUCUAUUGACAAGUAGCAGUACUGAUAAAUCCACUACUCUAUGCUUACUUCUUAUUUCUCUAUGGUCAAUAUAAAUAAAUCUAAGAGAAGAAAACAUUUUAAUAGUACAUUACGAUACAAGUGCGAAAAAUAGGAAAUUCGAAACGAGUGGCGAUAAAUUAAAACACGACCGAAGGGAGUGUUUUAAAUCGACACAAGUUGCGAAUUUCCUAUUCGCACAUGUAUCGUACAACGUUUUACAGUACAUAUGGCCCUUUAAAUGUUCGACACAGUAACGUAAUAUGCUAAUUUUCGCACUAGUGCGGUAAAGUAGCACCAUAUGUACUGUAAAUAUCAUUUUAGCCACGCAAAAUAUUAAAGGUAUAUAUUAUUGGACCGGUACUAGAUAUAAAAUGAAAAAAAACUGCCAAGUAAUUAAUUAAAAUAUUCAGUUUUACUGAAAUUAAAUGUAAUCUCUAUUUGUGGCGAUCUCACGUAAAAGGUAUCACUUUAGUGUCAAUAAGUUUUCUUUUCAUCUGUAUCUUUGUAACCCCUUAUUAACAACAAAGUGACACGUUUUGUCUGAGAACAAUGUACAGUAUGAAUUAAUAAUUAGAUUUAGCUGUUUUUUUUUACAUUUGAAAUUGUUUCACCUGCAAUACCGGCAAAGUUACGAAAAGUUUUUAAAAAGUUCGCAUCAGGGUCGCUCGUAGCAGGAUGUCGCUAUAAUACGCGCGUAGCGGGUAUCGCUCUAACAUCGGAGUGACGUGCGAAUCUGGUGCAUUGCGUCAAAGGAAACUUUCAUUUUUGAAAUGUAACAUUUUUAUUCUAUUUUAUUAAAUUAUACCGUCUGUAAAUUUUGCGGUUUUCGAAACUUGUUAUUGUAUCAACAGCCUCUCUUUUAUAAAUUAUAUUGGUAGGGGAGCCCAAGAGGGGAUUUUUGUAGUUACUCGAGCGUGUCAGAUAAAGAUAUGAGUGAUAUCUUGCUUGCUACCCCGUGGAGUCUGCUUAACCACUUUUAGCCGUCUAUGGUUGGUAGGGGGUUAACUAAAUCACUAAGUAGAAUGUUUGGUCAUUUUGUUUUUAAUUAAUGCUAUAGUUGUAACAAAAUAGUUGUCAGGUUAAGUGACAACAAAAUAUAGCAUUAACUUGGACCAAAAUGACCAAAUCCACUUACUUAACUAUUUUUUUACUGCUACUCCAACAACCUUAUGAUUUUUUUGAAAUUCAGUAAACGUUCGGAAAAGGAAAAGAAAACAUUAUGUAACCUUUCUUCAUAUAAUCUAAUCUUUCGAUCCCAAUAGGUCUCUAUGACAAUUGAGUAACUACAAAUUUCGCAUCGCCGGCUCCCCAGCUAUUACUAUUUUAUAACAAAUUGACAAAUUCUCGCCCGUAAAGAAAAUACUCGCUUAGCUUAAGCGGGUAUAUUACUUUACAUAUUAUUAUUUUUUUAAAUAUAUGUUUGUUCAAUAUGCCAACGUAGUGUCUUUAAAUCCAGGGAUUUACUAACGGAUUGAUGUCCUACGACAAGUAUCGGCGAACUCGACGCAUCUGGCAACGUCGCACCAUUUACUGGCUCAGCAGCGACGUCAUGCCAAGUUAAUGUUGGUUAAGACUCAAGUCUUUGAACUGCUUAAAGACUCGAAGAAUCAAGUCGAUACUAGAGUGCUUUUCAACUUGUUAAAGAUCAGUUUUUUAAACAGAGUUGAGUCUUACUCGGAGAACUUUUUUCCAAAAUUCAUUCAUUUUCUUUACUGCUAUGUAUUAUGUAUUCAAUAAUAUAUUGAUUUAACCCAACACGAUUUUCGUUCAUAGUUUUAAAACGAAUACGGGACUUAAUCGCGUAAACUUACGUUUAUUAUAUGGCCUGACGUUUCGAACGUGACGUGACGUGACGUGACGUAAGGUUACGCGAUUAAGUCCCGUAUUCGUUUUAAAACUAUUCAAUAAUAGUUAUCUAAAUCGAUAAAACCUAAAAAAAUGUUGCGUUUACAGGCUCAACUCGGAUCUAUGACGUAGAAUACUGACCGUGAGGCCAAUCAAGUUAUAUAGGGCCUGUUUCACAAUGUCCAAGUAAAGUAUUAGAUAGCUAAUUAAUAAAUAAAUUCACUGCCAGAUAAAACUUCCUGCAAAACUUAGCACUUUAUCUACCAGAUAAGCUUAUUUGAAGAUUGUAAAGUUGGUCAGAUAAGUGCCAAGUAGCAUAUUCAGGAUUUUACUUUGACAUUGUGAAACAGGCCCUAAAUCAAUUCCAAUUUGAUACUGAUCUGUCAUUGUCAAAAGUGACGUUUUUGGUUGUAGGUACAAUGUGCAAUUCAGCAGGUUCACUAAAGGAGAUUGGAAUCCUCUCAUAUUGGAAUGAAUUCAAAUCCAUGUUAGAUCAGUAUCACAUUAUAUUGUUGGAAUUGGCGUGUGUGUCGUGUCGCACUUGCACUACAUAACCCGAUAUCGUUGGCAACCGCUAGUAAAUCCUGGCUUUAUAAUAUAAAAUGAAGAAAUCGUAAAUUGUUCCUGGUACGAAUAAUUAAUAUAAAUGAUUUUAUAA
Messenger RNA from Cydia pomonella (codling moth), 10923 nucleotides. It is a transcript of the gene Hira, whose product is annotated as protein HIRA. Gene Ontology annotation, biological process: chromatin remodeling; DNA-templated transcription; regulation of DNA-templated transcription. Gene Ontology annotation, cellular component: nucleus; HIR complex. The record is from RefSeq and is a predicted model, not a curated record. NCBI's taxonomy places the organism in Eukaryota, Metazoa, Arthropoda, Insecta, Lepidoptera, Tortricidae. Gene Ontology annotation, molecular function: nucleosome binding; protein binding.